Molecule: messenger RNA, 714 nt
Organism: Clonostachys rhizophaga
Lineage: Eukaryota; Fungi; Ascomycota; Sordariomycetes; Hypocreales; Bionectriaceae
Source: the annotation of a GenBank genome assembly
AUGUCUUCAAAAGACCUUUGGAAGUCGUCCAAGUUCAGCGACUGUACGGUUUCCUGCGAAGGGCAAACUUACGAUGUACACAAGUGCAUUAUAUGUGCGCGGUCCCCGGUCAUGGAGGCGGCUUUCUUUGGUAACUUCAAGGUAGGAUUUUCUUUCUGGAGAUGCGGUAGUUCUUAAGAAAGACUCCACUAAUACGGAAAUAAAGGAAGCUGUGCACGCACACCUUCAUAUAGACGAGUAUGAGCCUGUGGUAAUCGAAGCUAUGUUGGAGUAUAUCUAUACUGAUAUUUAUACCUGUUCGGACUCCACUGCUAGCCAGGCCAUUUUCCAUAUGGAUGUCAACGCGGUUGCCGAUUACUAUCAAAUCGACGGUCUCUUGAAGCUAUCCGAAGAUAAUCUCGGGGACUUCUUAAGUGCAUUAACGCACGCAGAACAACUUCCUGUCAUUGUUAAGGCAGCUACAGAAAAGCAAGUCGAUCGAAAGUUACAGUCCUUAGUUGCAUCGGCCUCAGCAAAAUUCAUGGAAUCGCUUAUCGAUAAUCCGGACUUUACGUCACUAGAUCUUCCCAACGACUUCAGAAAUCUCGUCUUUCAAGCGUGUGCAUCCCAGAUUGCCCACAUGAAAUCAGCGACAGCUGAAGUCCAGGCCAAGCUUAACGCGAGCCUUCAGUCUUGCAAUUGGGCACUUAGGAAACAUCAACUUCCGAGGCUUGA